Paramecium sonneborni is the source of this 306-nucleotide messenger RNA. Lineage: Eukaryota; Ciliophora; Oligohymenophorea; Peniculida; Parameciidae. The record is from the annotation of a GenBank genome assembly.
AUUUUAUUAUGGCUUAAAAAUUACUCAAAAAAUCAGGAAAUAAAAAAACUAAUAAAUCAAACAAAACAGAUUAACCUAGUAUUUAUUUCAUCUUAAAUAGAACAUAAAAUCAAAAAGAACAAACCUUAAACUUUAUAUAACAAAAUGGUUACAGAAGAAAAAACUAAAAUCACCAAAACCAUUAAUAAAAAUAUUGAAGAAUAAAUGAUGGCAAAAGCAAAACUUAAUCAAGAAUCUUUUAAAUUAUUGAAAACUAAAGAAGAAUAAAAAAAAAUAGCAAAAGAAGCAAAAAAAUAAGCCUAAUGA